AUGACGCAUGAGGAAACCAAGUUACGGAAACGACUGACUGACUUUCAAAACAAUCUCAGUACUUGGAAAGAAGAUCUAGAGAAGAAAACGAGGCCUGUCAUUGUUUCGCGCUUUUCUGAAAUGAAUGAGCUGAAAGUCUCGUUGCCGGCAGUGCAAAAUGAUUUGGCGCAAGCCAGGGCUUCGCUCCCACUCAUCAAAGAAAAGGAAGAUAAACUCAUGGAGGAGGUCAAUGUUCUUCGCACCAAAGUUUCUGAAGACAAGCAGUUGGUAUCUUCUGGGAUAGCUGGAACCGAGCGUCAAAAGGCACUGGCCAAGGCGAAAGCUGAAGGAUUGCUGAAGGGACUUAUUGGCAGACUGGGUGAUCUAGGCACCAUUGACAAGAAAUAUGACGCUGCUAUCUCCACAACUACUGCUGCUUUAGAUUCAUAUGUUGUAGAAACUACGAAUGAUGGUCAUGAAGCUAUUGACUACCUUGUAAAGAGAAAUCUUGGUCGGACUAACUUUAUUAUACUGGAUAAAACUAACGAGUUCAGGGACAGCAUGGAUACCAAAAAGAAGUUCCCUGCUCCUCGCUUAUUCGAUCUCAUUGACAUACCGGACACGCGGUUGCGAAAAGUGUUUUAUUCGACUGUAUUCGAUACGUUGGUAGUGGAUACGCUCAAGGAAGCAACAGAUCUCUCUAGGAAAGACCGAUGUUUUUCAAACUUGGGUGGUGUCAUUGUGUCAUAUCAUUGCUGCCCCAAAGGUUAUAAGGAAUAG
Cylicostephanus goldi is the source of this 759-nucleotide messenger RNA. The record is from the annotation of a GenBank genome assembly. Lineage: Eukaryota; Metazoa; Nematoda; Chromadorea; Rhabditida; Strongylidae.